Mycena citricolor is the source of this 2470-nucleotide messenger RNA. Lineage: Eukaryota; Fungi; Basidiomycota; Agaricomycetes; Agaricales; Mycenaceae. The record is from the annotation of a GenBank genome assembly.
GACUGGGUGACAAGACAGUUCUUUCCCCCGACUCCCCAUGUGUCCUCUCCAAAACCUUGGUAAUUCCAGACAUCCACAACAGUUUCACCGGAUGUGAAUGUUGCGGCCAGUUCGACAUCGACUCGAUACCGCGUGCCAGUGAAAAGUUCUGGCUGCGAGACAUAGGCGAUUGUCAGUGCGUCAUGCAGAGGAGGACCGUCGUUAAAACCGAAUGUGCUCUUGUACGACUCGGCGAAGAAUCCAAUCAGUGUUGACAGCGUGUGCCGCAGGCUCGUUGUCGGUGCGGGGAGAGGCACACUCAAGUCACGAGGGUCCGGCGACGACGGCGACAGAAGACGCGUAUGAACGCUAUGUGUGACGAUGGCGGUGUGUGUUACGUUGAUGGGAAUCAUGGCCUUCCUCACAGGAGUAUCCAGAACGAUUUGAGCUGCAUGAGCUGCAAUCCAUAUUAUGCACCGCGCGCGAUCUUGUUCUGGAAUGAGCCACUCACGGUCGCAUAAUAUAUUCAACAGCCGACCGAUUGCCCAAGCCAACUCCACCCCCCAUGACUGGAAAGUUUCACUGCGAUCAACAGAUCUGGAUACACCGACGCGAACAACGCGAUGUUGGUCAUCGGACCGCUGGAGAUGAUAGUGACCUUGGACCCCAUCCCAUUAUUCCACGUCCGUUUCACAUGGUGUGACAUCCCCUCGAGGGCUCUCACCACCGCCCCCUCGGCAUCCCGUGCAAUCCACUGCUGGACCUCAGCACUGGCUGGAUCUGGCAGACCCACGACACCCCCGAGACCGUCGACACCGUGGAUUUCUGGGUCGUGCUUCGCGGGGCGCAGGAGAGGCUUGGUCGCCCCGGGGUAGACGCGCAUAUCCGGAUACACCGCGGCCGCACCGAACGCGUGUAGACAUCUCGCUGCGUUGAGCAUCGUCCAGUCGCUGCUCGCAUUUCCAUGGGUCUGACUGAGGUUACUUCCGCGUCGACGGCUUGAUGAUGGCAAUCCUGCUAUACCGUCGAGAUCCCCAAGGGCGUGAUAUUGGGCGCGUGGAGGGCUAGGAGGAUCGCGGUGGCAUCAUCGUGGCCCUAUUUUCGUGGGUAAGUUGAUUGAGAAGAGACGAGGACUGCGGGACGGACAGGAUCUACGUCGAGCCAAACGUACUUCAUGGCACGGUGAGAGAUUGCUUUCGGAACAUCCGGCCCGGAAAUUAGUCCUGAUAAGGGACGGCCAGUCACGGUGCUAAUUGCUCUAAGUUGUCCCGCACUCUCGUCGAAGCUACGCAAAUGAAUGGAGUCCUCCUCAUCCUUCACCUCGUGCUGUUCUCAUGCCCACCUAUCUUUGCAUUGAACUCCCGGGCUCCGACGCCAUUGGGCUCGCUGAAGGCGCGACCCACAGCCGUCCAUCGCCCUCGGUCCAUGGAUCACUUCCACCGCUCGAGAUGGCGAUCGAUCCACCUAGAGCAGACAGAACCCAUCGAAUGGGAUAGAAUAGAGGUAUCGGGUCCCGACGUAGAGGAUAGAGGCACGCUGGCUCAGCUCGCGCGUAUGAGCGCCAAUGCCUACGCAACGCCAGGGAAGAGUAACUGGUACACCGUCGAUGAGGCCUGGAACACUAGCUUUCCCUUCGGUUGGGAGGAUCCAGAGAAUGGGUUCCGGGGCCAUGUAUUCAUCUCGUCGGACAACUCAACCGUUGUCCUUUCUAUCAAAGGCACGACACUCAACGGGCCGACUUCGAAGCAGGAUAAAUUCAACGACAAUCUGCUCUUCUCCUGCUGUUGUGCGCGAGUUGACAUAAGUUGGGUGUUCCGGAAGGUGUGCGAUUGCUACAGGAAAUCGUUCCGCUGUGAUAAUACCUGUCUGACGAAAGCACUCGUCGAGGAGAGCUUGUUCUAUUCGGUUGGUGUGCGGCUUGUGAAUGAUCUCCUCUUCCUGUAUCCAACAGCCGAUUUGUGGCUGGUCGGUCACAGCCUAGGUGGAGCGUUGGCUGCCCUGCUUGGCACUACCUUCGGACUGCCGGCUGUGGCGUUCGAAGCCCCGGGCGAGCGACUGGCUGCGCAGAGACUGCAUUUGCCUCUGCCCAAGCCUCCACUGGACAGCUUCCUCCCCGCCAUCACGCAUGUAUAUCAUAACGCGGACCCGAUUCCUCAGGGCACUUGCACAGGCGUCGCUUCUCUGUGCGCUCAGGGCGGCUUUGCUCUCGAGACGCGAUGCCAUCUCGGCAAGAAUGUCGUCUUCGACGUCGUCGACAAGCUGGGCUGGAAAGUAGAUCUCAGGACACACGUGAUAAAGCGCGUUAUCACAGAGGUCCUCGAGGGAAAUGACAUUGAAUGGGAGCCUGGCCGGAGUGUCCCUCAAGCCAAGGCAGAUACAGAUUGCGUAGACUGUUUCAAAUGGGAUUUCGGAGAGUUUGGACCAGGAGACGGUGAAGAUCUCAUUGAAGCAGGCUUAUGAUGUAAAUGAAGUUCCACCUAUUAAUCUACCU